This is a messenger RNA of Limulus polyphemus (Atlantic horseshoe crab), 2107 nucleotides long. RefSeq names its product synaptotagmin-12-like. Gene Ontology annotation, biological process: calcium-ion regulated exocytosis; regulation of calcium ion-dependent exocytosis; regulation of dopamine secretion. Gene Ontology annotation, cellular component: membrane. Lineage: Eukaryota; Metazoa; Arthropoda; Merostomata; Xiphosura; Limulidae. Gene Ontology annotation, molecular function: phosphatidylserine binding; SNARE binding; clathrin binding. The record is from RefSeq and is a predicted model, not a curated record. Bases 254 to 1621 code for a protein of 455 amino acids. The transcript is spliced from 9 exons.
UCCAGCAUUGGAGAAGGUACUGUGUCUUCUCCAUUGUGUUUUCGUCUGUAUUCUCAUAGAGAGUGCUUUUUAUUUCUUUCCAACGUGUCUAAGGUCUCUUCUUUUUCAUCCUAUCACUGGUUUUCUUCUAGGCUCACAUGUGACCUCCAGAACAAAGAUAGCACCUGAAGACCAGAGCCCCAUGGUGUCAAAUAUCUAAUACUUACUUAAGGCUUUUUUUUUUAUAAAAUAGUUGAUUAUCUAAAUAUAAACUAUGAAAGAUUUGGCUGUCGCUGUCACUCUAAUUGGUAUUAGUAUCAUUGUGUGCGCCAUUAUAUACGGAUUGUGCCGAUUACUCGGUGGUUGGACGUGGCUACGAUCUUGGCUGACCGGAAGUAAGGAAGAAAUAGCACAUCUGACAAAAAAUGAGGACUUUAAUAUGAAAGGUUAUAGUAAUAUGGAAGAAUCCGAGUCCGACUUGGCGCUGAACGCGAGUGGAAACUACAAACAUUUUGACAAUGUCACAAACGAUGUUAAGUUGGUGGACGAAGUAAAACCUGGAGAAAAGAAAACCGAUUUAAUACCAUUGAUGCCUCGCCCUCGUCCCCGACCACAUCAGACACCUGUCCCAGAUCCAAUUGCAGUAUUAGCGCAACCUACAGAUAAAGUGAUUAGACAAUCUUCUAGAGACAGCGACGGGAAACAUAGUCCAGACUCUGAUCUACCGGACGCUUUAGCAUUUGAUAAUUCAGAUACUAAGCUACAGAGGGCGUUAUCUUGCGACAGUGUAAGCUCAGACACAUCAGUUAUACUGGAAACACUUGAAUUACCUCAGUCUAAUGGAGAACUAGAAAUAGGGUUCGAAUAUGACAGUGAAACUGAAGACCUUAUCGUAAUCGUUAACCAAGCACGUGACUUAGUUGGACCAGACCCCAACUUAACCGUUGAUAGCUAUGUCCGGGUAUUUUUGCUGCCUGACAAAACCACAAACAUGCAGACAAGAGUUCAAAGGCGUACAAAUGACCCCGUAUUUAAAGAAAGAUUUCUUUUCGGUGUCGACAGUCGAGAACUCGGUCAGCGAUCGGUGCUUUGUUACGUCUACACAUCAGACAAAUACACAAAUACCUUGAUAGGAGAAGCUGAAAUCAAGAUGUUCGGUAUAGAUCUUAAGAAACCUUACGUAACUUGGGUGCCAAUCAUCGACUCGAACCAGAAACCGGCAGAUCUUGGCGACGUUAUGUUCUCACUGAGUUACUUACCGACAGCAGAGAGACUUACCGUUGUAAUUGUCAAAGCUCGAAACUUGAAGUUCUCAAAUGCCCAGGAAACCGGAUCUCCAUUUGUGAAAGUGUACCUCCUUCAGAACGGUAAGAAAAUCAGCAAGAAGAAGACAUCCAUCAAGAAAGACGACAAAAAUCCCAUUUUUAACGAAGCCAUGAUCUUCUCCGUUCCAACUAAUGCUUUGCAGCAGAAUAUCCAACUUCGAAUAACGGUAGCUGAUUAUCGUGUUGAUGGUAAAGCGCCUUCCUUAGGACAUGUUUUCGUUGGCUCCCAGUGCCGAGGAAAGUCAUUGUCCCAUUGGAAUCAGAUGAUGUCUUCCCUUCGAAAACCAAUCGCAAUGUGGCAUACCUUACGAAAAUGAAACUGAAUGAGAACAAGAUUCUAAGAAAACAAAACUACCACGAAACAUGGUCUUUUUCUUCAGUGAUAGUUUGGUUUCUCCUUUUCUAUGGCGAAUAAAAAGACUAUCGUAAGCCCUUCUUCAUACAAAAAACAUGUUGCAUCUGUUGCACACGAAUAAAUUGGUAUACCACACGUAAUUUUCUUUUUAUCGUUAAAUUACAAGUGAAACUCUUCUAGCUCAUUUACGUAACUGAUUAAUUCUAACUUGCACGACAGGAUCGUUACAAGACACAGGAGGUUAUAUAUGUUAACUUCCAACAAACAAGUAUAGGUCUGUGUGGCUUUGCAAUUUGCAAAAGUUAAACAUUUUGUGUAGCAUUAAAGGUAACAAUAAUAGUUUGUGUUUUAUAAUUGGUAUAUAAAGUAAUUACCAAACUUUAGGAUGAUAUAAUAUAUAUAUGUAAACAAAAAUUAUUAUUUCUGACUCUCUGAACUAUUUCUUGUA